AUGAACAGAACAUACUCUUUGAGAAAUAGCAGGGCCCCAAGUGCAGCUCAGCUUCAGAACCCCCCUCCUCCUCCAUCGUCCACGAAAUCGAAAUUCUUCGGUAAGGCUUCGAUCUCGUCGAGCUUUCGUAAGAACACAGCCGGCUCGUUUGGCCCUGAGUUGUCCAGAAAGUUGUCGCAACUCAUCAAGACUGAGAAGAAUUUGAUGCGUUCGAUGGAACUGGUCGUCAGCGAACGUAAGCACGCUGCCACCCAGUUGAGUGAAUGGGGUUACGGCAACGAUGAAGAUGUCUCAGACGUCACCGACAAGUUGGGUGUGCUGUUGUUCGAACUAGGUGAACUGCAGGACCAGUUCAUUGACAAGUACGACCAGUACCGUAUCACCAUCAAGUCAAUCAGAGACAUCGAAUCUUCGGUCCAACCUUCCAGAGACCGUAAGGAGAAAUUAGCAGGCCAAAUCGCUGCCUUGAAGUAUAAGGAUCCUACCUCUGCUAAACUGCCCGUCCUAGAGCAAGAACUUGUACGUGCGGAAGCCGAGUCUCUUGUCGCUGAAGCACAAUUGUCCAACAUCACAAGAGAGAAGCUAAAGGCUUCUUUCAACUAUCAAUUUGAUUCUAUUAGAGAGUUAUCAGAGAAGUUCGCUUUAAUUGCAGGUUACGGUAAAGCCCUUCUAGAACUAUUAGACGACUCUCCAGUGACCCCAGGUGAGACUAGACCAUCUUACGAUGGUUACGAGGCCUCCAGACAGAUCAUUGCCGAUGCUGAGAACUCUCUAGAAGCUUGGACUCUUGACGUAGCUGCAAUCAUUCCAACUUUAUCAUUCCAUCAAACCUCUCAUGAUGUCUACGGCGAAGGUGAACUUGAAGAAGAAGAAGAAGAAGAGGAAGCUGGUGAAUGGGUCCAUGACCCUAAAGACCAUGAAGAAGAAGAAGAAGAAGAAGAGGAAGAAGAGGAAGAAUGA
Molecule: messenger RNA, 960 nt
Organism: Tetrapisispora phaffii CBS 4417
Lineage: Eukaryota; Fungi; Ascomycota; Saccharomycetes; Saccharomycetales; Saccharomycetaceae
Gene: LSP1
Product: lipid-binding protein LSP1
Exons: 1
Coding region: 1-960 (319 amino acids)
Biological process (GO): negative regulation of protein kinase activity; eisosome assembly; endocytosis
Cellular component (GO): eisosome filament; plasma membrane
Molecular function (GO): lipid binding
Source: RefSeq, a predicted model, not a curated record